Moneuplotes crassus is the source of this 842-nucleotide messenger RNA. The record is from the annotation of a GenBank genome assembly. Lineage: Eukaryota; Ciliophora; Spirotrichea; Euplotida; Euplotidae.
AUGGCAUACGAAAUACUUAAAUCUACACUUGUAUCCUGAAUCUUUGUGGGAUUUGCUUAUCUUCCAAAGCCUAAGCAAUGUCCUUCAAAUAUGCCAUAUGAGUCUUUUGAAGCCUGGAAUACCACAAAGGCUGCAGUAUAUGCAACACUGAUAAAUCUUGUAGUUCAUUUAUUAACAGACAGUGAUCUAUUUUACAAUAAUUUCAUUCCAAAUUUUGAUUCUUCAGCUAUCAUUUAUGCAAUGUUACUCCCGAUAGUAAUGAAUACAAUCCUCUUCUUUGGUGAAUGGGUACAGUUCUUUGGUUCAAAGACUAGAGACUUCAGAGAGUUUAUUGAAGACAUUUUCCAGCAUACAGAAAAUAUGGUUAAGUUCAAAUUCUACAUCAGCGCACCUGCUGUUGAAGAGAUAUGUUACAGAGGAAUAAUUUUAAACUUAUUCCUAAAUAGUGGAGAUUAUACAGUAACUCAAAGUAUCUUGAUCUCCCCUCUAUUCUUCUCUGUUUCUCACCUGCAUCAUAUCAUCAAGGCCAUGAAUGAGGAUUCAGAUAUUCUUAAGAGAGAAAUUGCCCAAAGAAUCUUCCAAGCAGGGUUUACCUGGCUCUUUGGAGUUUAUUCAGGAUUUAUCUAUAUUUCCUCUGGAGGGUACCUCCUUGCCCCAAUAAUACUGCAUUCCUACUGAAAUCUCAUCCAAAUACCUCACCUAGGAAUUUGCUUCAGUAGUGACACAGAGCCGAUCUUGAGGAAAAUUCUGCUUGGAAGUUACAUAAUCGGGAUAGCAGUAUUCUUUUGUCUAGCAUUUCAACUCUAAUCUAUAUCGUACCCAAACCUUCAUUGCCAAAAUUU